Molecule: messenger RNA, 1593 nt
Organism: Penicillium verrucosum
Lineage: Eukaryota; Fungi; Ascomycota; Eurotiomycetes; Eurotiales; Aspergillaceae
Exons: 1
Coding region: 1-1593 (530 amino acids)
Molecular function (GO): thiosulfate-cyanide sulfurtransferase activity
Source: RefSeq, a predicted model, not a curated record
AUGGCGAAAUAUAUAACCGCACGCGAGUUGCGCCAGCAUUGGAUAACCCAACGUGAAAUUGCUCUCCUCGACGUCCGCGAAGAAGGCCCCUAUUCCGAGUCCCACCCUCUAUUCGCACUAAGUGUGCCAGUCUCAGAGAUCGAGAAGAAGUUGCCUCCGUUGGUUCCUCGACUGUCGGCUCCGAUUGUUGUCUACGACGACGGCGAAGGUUAUGCAGAUCGUGCUACCACCCGGAUAUCAGCCCUUGGGUAUCGGGACGUUGCCAUCUUGAAAGGCGGGCUUUCUGGCUACGCGCUCGUGGGUGAGGUAUAUCGCGAUGUCAAUGUGCCAUCUAAGGCGUUUGGCGAGCUCGUCGAAUCCAUUAAUCACACCCCAUCCUUAUCUGCGCGAGAUGUGAAGGAUGUUCUGGCGAGCGAAGCUGAUGUGGUUGUAUUGGAUGCUAGACGUUUUGUGGAGUAUAAUACCAUGAGUAUCCCCCAUGGCCGCAGCUGUCCCGGGGGUGAACUUUUGUAUCGCUUUUUUGAGGCUGUUCCCUCUCCGGACACCACAGUCAUCGUCAACUGUGCAGGUCGAACGCGCAGUAUUGUUGGAACUCAAUCUUUGAUCAAUUCUGGGAUCCCGAAUAAGGUGGUCGCGCUCCGAAAUGGGACGAUCGGGUGGACAUUGGAGGGUCUGGAAUUGGAGACCAAAAAGACGGAACGGGUCCCAAGUCCUUCGGUCGAGGCAUCGCAAAAGGCACGGCAAUAUGCUGAAUCCUGGGCGAAUCACGUCGGGGUCUCUUUUAUUGAUGGCAAUCAGCUCACUCGAUUUACCGCGGAGUUGGAAGAUCGCACUUUGUACCUGCUGGACGUGAGAGACCCGGAAGAGUACGCCCUUGGACACCCGAUCGGCUUCUCCAAUGCCCCUGGUGGUCAAUUGGUACAAGCCACCGACGAAUGGAUUGGCGUUCGAGGAGGUCGCAUUGUUCUAUACGACACGGAUGGUGUGCGAGCGCGCACGACAGCCAGCUGGCUCGUACAACUCGGAUGGGAGGUGCAUGUCUUUGAAGAACAAUCCCAAGUACCAGAUGGGCUUCCAUGGCCUGAAGUACCUUUGUGGAAUCCUUCAAAGAAUGGCGCUAUCACAAUCAAUGACCUUCAAAAUCUCGCAGGAGCCACUGUCAUCGACCUUGCCCGCAGUCCGACCUACCACAAGGGCCACAUUCCGGGGGCAUGGUUUGCUUCUGGACCGGAAAUUGCCCGAGAUCUGAAAGUUAUAAACGGUGACGGCCCUAUCGUGCUAACCUCACCCGAUGGUGAUGUUGCCCUCAUGAAUAUCGAAGACGCACGGAACUCCGUCUCCAGAGAAGUUUUCUAUUUGGCGGGAGGGACAAGUGCCUGGGUAGCUGCCGGCCAUCCCCUCGAGACCGAAGCACGGUGGAUUUCGCAGCCAAUUGACGUGUAUAAAAGGCCGUAUGAAGGAACAAGCAACGCCAGUAAGGAUAUGCAAGGGUAUCUUGACUGGGAAUAUGGGCUUGUCGCACAACUGGCAAACGAUGGGGUCGCUUGUUUCCACGUUGUGCGGGACUCGCGGGCCUCUAGCCUCUUGAACUGA